This is a messenger RNA of Filobasidium floriforme, 1361 nucleotides long. RefSeq names its product putative gibberellin 3-beta hydroxylase. Gene Ontology annotation, molecular function: dioxygenase activity. Lineage: Eukaryota; Fungi; Basidiomycota; Tremellomycetes; Filobasidiales; Filobasidiaceae. The transcript is spliced from 4 exons. The record is from RefSeq and is a predicted model, not a curated record. Bases 1 to 1206 code for a protein of 401 amino acids.
AUGCCAUCCAGUCCUCUCUUCAACCCUCCUUCGCCCGACGCUGCUGGCAAACCCACGGUCCCCGCCUGGGUUCCGCCUCCGAUCACCAAGCAGACCGAUGGGUUCGCGACGCUCAAAUCGAUCGACCUCAGCAAGAUGGAUUCGGACGACCCCAAGGUCGUCGCCGAGCUCGUCGAGGAGGUCAAGGUCGCCAUCAGGGAUGACGGGUUCAUCUUCCUCGAGAACUACGGGAUCUCUUAUGAGCAGUUGAACCGCCAGUUCUCCUUGGCUCAAUACCUCUACAACAACAUCAGCGAGGAGGACAAGGAGCGACUCCUGUUCGACCCCGAGACCGGUCGAUGGUCGGGCUACAAACACCCGUACGGUUUCAAGAAGAAGCGAGGGGUCCCUGAUGGGAUCGAGCAGUUCAACUGGUAUAACCGAGAGUGGCAGGACAUCAACAGGAUCCCUAGUUGUCUUCAUCCGUUCAUGGACGAGAUCGAGGCGUUUUGUAACUACCUGACCAAGUCCGUCAACCGUCGUCUCUUGACGCUCUUCUCCCGCGUCCUCGAAUUGCCGGACGACUAUCUCUGGGACAACGUCCAGUCCCACGGAAGCCCCACCGGCGAAGGAUACUUCCGCCACGCCCUGUUCCGUCCGGUCGAGAAGACCACGCAGGAACAGUCUAAAGGACUGAGAAUGCACGGGCAUACGGAUUUCGGAUUGACCACGCUGUUGUUCUCCGUCCCGAUCUCUUGUCUCCAGAUUUGGGGGAGGGAUGAGCAGUGGUAUUACGUUCCUUAUAAGCCGGGCGCUUUGGUCAUCAAUAUCGGGGAGACGUUGGAGAUUGUCUCCGGGGGUCAUUUCAAGGCAACUCGACACCGAGUGUUUAGGCCUCCUGCCGAUCAGUUGCACGAGGAGAGGCUGUCGUUGGUCCUUUUCAACUCUUCCUUGGGGAACCUCCGCAUGACACCUGCCAAAGACUCGCCCCUCAUCCAGCGCGAAGGCUGUAUCGAAGAACAAGGCGUCUUCAAAGAAUUCCAAGCGAUCAUGAGACAAGGCGUCCCUGUGCCCACCAACCAGCAAUGGCGAGAAGUCCAGAUCGCCGAGGCGACCGACCCUACCGAUACCGAGCGGAACAGGAUCGGAGCGGAUCAGAUCUUGAUCGAUGGCAAGUUGAUGCAGAAUCGACAGUAUUUCGGGGUCAAGGUUUUGUUGCCCGUUUGAUCGAGGGUUUGAGCAGAAGUUGUAUUGUCGUCGUGUCGUUUACCUAUUGUAAGAUCGAACAAAGGAUAGCCAGUAUAUGAGAUCGGUUCGUGCAUUCAGUGCCUUUGUUUGAGUCGAUGAUUCGGCUGGUGUGAUAUUGUAUUCGAAUGGGGCAC